This is a messenger RNA of Cherax quadricarinatus, 962 nucleotides long. The record is from RefSeq and is a predicted model, not a curated record. NCBI's taxonomy places the organism in Eukaryota, Metazoa, Arthropoda, Malacostraca, Decapoda, Parastacidae.
AUGGUGUGUAUAGCGCUCCUGGCUGAAUGGUCUACUUCAUCUUCUACGGAGGCGCCCACGAUUUACCACACUAUAAAGGUUCAGCAGCGAGUUUCCAGCCACCCGAAUAAUGGCAGCGAAUUCAUAGAUAUAAUCAACACUCUCCUGCCGGACAUAUCAAAACUAUUACGAGACAUUAAGGCUAAAUCCACCGACACUUCCCUCCGCCAAGCAAAGCGCUUCCAGAGCCUUAUUGAAUUAUUACUUCCUCUCAUCAGGAGGAUAGUCGAAUUCCAGGCCGAAGACGAAGGCCGGCAGGUUAACCAGGAAGAUGUCGAGAUGCUAGAUAAUGUAGAACUUGCCAUAAAGUAUCUAAAUGAACUAGCAGAAUCGGAUUUCCAAUUAGAAAAUCAUCCAGACACCCAGAUGGCAGACUACACAGAAAUCCGCUUACCUGAUUACACCAAGGUCCAGACAGAAAUCCCUGUUCCAGGAAAACUAAUUACACACUCAGGUGUCAAAGAAACAGCAGUUUCUAAACAUGAGCUAUCACACAAAAGCAAGCCAAUUUCUCUUGAAGGUUAUGGAACCAGAAAUAUUAGGCCUGUGAGAAAAGUACCCACAUCUAUAAGACCAUUUGAAAACUUACCUUCGCUCGAUCAGAUACCUGUGAAAGACAUGCUCAUGGAGAUUACAAGUGCCAAGACAGGGAUACCACUAAACAUUAAGAAGCCUACGACCACAGUACUUCCAGGUUCAUCCUACAGGCACAUUCCUGCUUCCAGGUGGCUGAGACAACAAAUGUCAGGAAACAAAUGGGUAUUGGAAUCGUCUUAAGGAACACCAAUCACUUGUUUUGAGUCUUCUUCCCCUUAUAUAGCAAUCAGUCUUCUUAAUUACUGUGUAACUCAUUCACGCAGGGUUUGCAGCUCAUUUCUAAGUUAGGUUGGAUUAUGUUCAGUUACAACCGAGAAAACUGUAAA